GUAGUCUGGAAAGCGAAGUUGCAUAGACAAAAUUUCUUUCAACGUUAUCUCUGCAUUUUCUUAUAGAUCCGAAGACGCGUGGUGAGCGAAGGAAACUAUCUGGUUCUUAUUUAAAAUCGAAAAUGUCAAUAUCAGAUCACGAAGUAAGUUACAGUCCGAGCAGAUGGUGUCGAAGAUUCGACCAUAUAAAAAUAUUGGAACACUAUCUCACAUUCGCUGCAAAAGUUACGGAAAAUGCUCGUAAAACCUUGAAAUGCAAACUCGAUGUCCCAUAUGGGGCCACAGACCGAGCUAAAUACGACGUGUAUGGGACCGAUUUACCCGAUGAUGCACCAAUAUUGAUAUUUAUUCACGGUGGAUAUUGGCAGGAAGGUAGCAAAGAAGUUGCAUCGUUCGCGGCGCCUGUUUUUGUCCCGAAUGGAAUUAAGGUUAUAACCGUUGGUUACGAUUUAUGUCCUCAAGUCAGGUUUAAGGAUAUAAUAUCACAGAUCAAAGUUGCGAUCGAGGAGAUAUUAAAAUCAGUUUCGAGUCGCAGUACUAUGCCACGGAGCGUUUGGAUCGUCGGCCAUAGUGCUGGCGCACAUUUGGCGGUGAGUCUUUUGUUCGAUGCAUCGUGGUUGGAGAAAAUGGCGAAACAAAGAUACUUAAAUCUGUUGAAAGGUGUCGUCCUGAUCAGUGGCAUUUAUAAUUUGAAACCCUUGCUCGAUACUACCAUCAACGACGCUUUGAAGCUAACGAAAGACGAAGUCGACGCGUAUAGUUUCACUAUAAUGGAUACAACCAACAUCAAACCCAUUCGAGAUUUGAAAGUUAUCGUCACCCAUGGGGAAUGCGAUAGUCCAGUGUUUAACAAUGAAUCACGCGAAUGCGUUCAGAAGCUUGUUACAAUAGUGGACAACGUCCAAUACAUUUUCCUUCGCGAAAACGUCGACCAUUUCGAUAUCGUGGAAAGGCUCACGGAACCGGAAUUUCUUUUAACAAAAGCGAUAAUGGAUAAUAUUCUUGAAAAUAACAGGGGCAGAAUCGUGAAGAAAUAACAUCAAAACGUACAGCUUUCACAAUCAAAAUUUAUAAAUAAUAUUCGACGUGUUUAUAAAAAAUUUAUUAAGUGUUAACAUAUUAAUUUAUCGAUACAGUGUUGUUAAAUUUCAAAUCGUGUGUAAAA
This is a messenger RNA of Colletes gigas, 1165 nucleotides long. RefSeq names its product kynurenine formamidase (gene KFase). The transcript is spliced from 9 exons. The record is from RefSeq and is a predicted model, not a curated record. Gene Ontology annotation, molecular function: arylformamidase activity. Lineage: Eukaryota; Metazoa; Arthropoda; Insecta; Hymenoptera; Colletidae. The coding region runs from base 123 to 1037 and encodes 304 amino acids.